Molecule: messenger RNA, 3951 nt
Organism: Pieris macdunnoughi
Lineage: Eukaryota; Metazoa; Arthropoda; Insecta; Lepidoptera; Pieridae
Source: the annotation of a GenBank genome assembly
GUAGUUAUAGCAAUGAGGGACCUAUUUCAAGUAGUGUUCGAGUUGAAGAAGAAAGAAAUCGAGAUGGCCAAACAAAAUCUUGAAGACAACAAACAAACACAUCCCAGCAGUUUGUUAAAGCAAAUAAACCUUUUCGAGAAUAAGUCCAAGAAUUCCACAGGCGAAAGUCCAGCUAAGGCAGUGGAGGGCGCGGAGGGGGGUGUAGCAGAAUUGGUUGACUUGGAACAGGAGUUAUGCUCUCUGCGAAGAGGUCUCUCACAAGUGGAGGGUCUGACACCUUCUAGUGAUCCAUUCGGGGACUCUUUUAUAACACCCCCACAGAAAGGAUUACUUCCGCCUCCACCAGGCGCUGGUCGGGGCCGAACCACACCUGGAAGAAGUUCUGGAAGUCCUAGCAAACCACCUUUGUCUUUUGACGUUCCUUCCGGACAGACCCCGUCUUUGGGAGCCGCGGGGGCAUCCAUGGGAACCCCGGGGCCAUCCAUGGGUCUUUCGGGACCUUCGGUGCAAGGUCUUGGGGGACAAGUGGCCUCUUUUGCAUCAGACUUCGAACAAUCCUCGCUAGUCGAUAAUGUCCCUGAACCAUUGGUUGGCUCGGUCGCCGGCAGCCGCCCGGCGCCCUACGACGUAUUCACCGAACUAGACCCUCUCGGCACCGGCCGGAGUAAACCUUACGUUGACAAAAAACUCUUCUUUCAGGAGCUCAAAAACCCACCAAAGAAAGUACUCAAAGACCUCGUCCCGACGACUUCCAUACUAAACGAUAUAUUACCGGUGACAGAACCCACGGACUCCUACGGUCCCACUACCACCAUGACGUCCCUCUCGCGUCACUCGGGCGGAACGGUGUCGAUAGUGAAAAACAAUCAGAGUACGGGGUACACGGGCUUCUUUUCCAGCGAUCCGUUCGCGGAAACCGAUCCUUUCGAUAAUACCGACCCGUUCUCGGAUACGUUCAAAGAAGACCCUUUUACGAGUAUGCAAGAGUUUUCAAAGUCGAGUUUUUUGAGAGCCGAGGACUCGAAAAGCAAAUUGAGCAAAGAUCCUCUAGAUAAGGAGAUCGGCCUGGAAAACCGAACCGGAAAGAAUGUGUUUAAUGGUCCGCUACACGUGUCCUUACCUCCCGAACCAGUUCCUAAAUCGCCGAGACUACAAAGGCAGAUGACAGACACAACCACCAUUCGCCAGCGCCCACAGCCCAGUUCUAAGAUGCCAGAUAAUGCGUCACCUCCUCCACCCUUACCCCCCAAGAAGGUUUUAGAACCGGGUUUGCCCCCGCCCAGACCGCCGCACGAGUAUGAGCCGGAUGUGGAGGAUUUGGAAACUGGGCCGCCCUUACCGAAACCGGUUCGGAAGAAAGAGCCUGUGGCGGACCGCAGUAUGAAACCGCGUAUGUCGUCAAUAACGACCAACAGUAGCGAGGACGAAUACCUUGCGCCUGCGCCGCCGCCUUUGCCCGCCGCUAAGCGUUUUGAUAUCACACUCUGUCAAUUACUUACGCUGACUAUGGACGAAUUGGCCAUUAGAUUGCGUGUGCCGGCGACGACACUAUCUUCAAUGACGUUGCCGCAACUAACUGAGUACUUGCGUUCUUAUUUAGCGGCCGAUGUCGAACGGGCGCAUAUACACGUUGAGCCAUCAAAAGCCAUAGAGAAAGAAAAUCUAACACCGAUACUCUCUAAUGCAAGAAUGCCUGAAAAGAUUACUCCCUUACCAUCGCUCGCAAAUGACUUCAAACCACAGUUCGAAGACAACUUUGCUCCUACCGACUCUGCAGACACAUUCGUUGCUAACUUCGAUGACUUUGACCAAAAGGCAAAUAGCUCUUAUGACAGAUACGCGGCGUUUAGAGAAAUACAAGAGCAAGAAUUAAAAGCUAAAUCAAUACUUGAUCCAAAAGAGCCCGCAAAAGAAGACGACAAAGAACUCACACACAUUCAAGAAUUACUUAAGACUGAAGACAAAAGUCCACUUAAAUCAUUAGACGAGUUGACGCUCAAUACGUUCAAUAUGUUCAGAAAUUCAGUCAGUCCGAAACCAGUUGACGCUAAAAUAGAAGAUGUUAAGAAUGUUAUGAUGAAUUUACAGUUAGAAAAAUCGAGACGCAGCGUAUCGCCGCGAGAGGAGAAACUGGACGAGACCGAUAAAUAUGCCGCAUUACGGGAAAUCACAAUAACAGAGCCACAAGAUGACUUCGAAUCUAUUCCCCCCGAAGUUCCUAAAGAACGAAAGAAGUCCGACGAGAAAUCAGACGGCUUCGACAAUUCGGAUUUCUUCGACUGUAUUGACAACAGUUCGUUAUCGUUUACGCAUGUUGAAGACGCUUUUAGGAAGAGUCCGGCUGUGAAAGAAAGGGAAGAGGACAAGAUAAUUGAAAAAAGUGAGACGCCGAUAGAUAUUCUACCGGUUAGUUUGCAGCCUCCUCAAAGGCUUUCGGCUGGUUCUAUCAGCGAUGUUGCUAGUGGAUCUUCACCUGAUACUAAAGAGCGGUGUGUGGGCAGCGGUGGGCUGAGGCGUCUGGCCUGGACUGAGGGCUGGUCUUCAGACUCGAGGGACUCAGAGCCGCGGAGGAGAAGGAGGACGCAUUUUGGACAAACAGUUCAAACAUCAUCGUCUUCCCGCGAUGCGUCCCCGUGGGAAGAAGAACGGUCAAUUCGACACACUACACGACGCGACAGAGAAUCACGCCACAACUCAUCAGGUUCGCGGGAAUGCUUGGACUCCGGCAGUGGACGUGAGAAGGAGAAAAUAAGAGACAAAAGGGAGAGUAGAGAUCAACGCGAUUCGGGAAGUGGAAGGGAUCGAAGGGAUCUCAGUAGGGAAAAGAGAGAUAGACGUAGUCGUGAUCGCGAUGGUUGGGAUAGAGAUAGACCAUACCGGGAAAGAGAUUACAGGGAUUCACGAAGCCGUGAAAGAUCUAAAGAUUACAGGGAAAUGGAGCGACAUAGGAAAACACGGCACUCUUAUGAUGAUGAUGAAGACUACAGCGACGGCUGUGGAUCUGGCAGAUCGUCACCCAGAAAAAGAUGGCCAGAACAGAGGUGGAGAAGAGAUGAAAGACAUUAUGGAUCUCUGGGCUGGAGAGAAACAAGGCGUCGUCAUGAGUUAAGGCAAGCUGAAGACUCUAGCGAACGAAGAAUGCCAUCAACAUAUACUAUGGGUUGGCCUGGUCGUCGUUCUGGCAGCCACCGCGAAUCUAACAGAGACCUGCGGGACUCAGGACGCGAGCAUUCGGGUCGGGACUCCCGAGAACAUCGAGAAUCUGGUCGGGACUCCGGCAGGGACUCAAGGGAUCCGCGGGAUUCAGGACGGGAAUCGGGUCGAGACUCCCGGGACCCCAGAGAUUCUGGACGGGAGUCAGCGACUUCAAAUCGGGACUCAUUACGAGAUUCCCGCGAUCCACGAAGGAGGAGGCGUGAAGAAGCCAGAGUCCGCCCCAACUAUAGGUUCUCCAAUGAUUUCUCGCCUCGAGAAAAGGAGCAUUCUCCGUUCGAUAAUGACUAUCAAGAAUCGCCCGCUGUUAUCAAGAAACGUGCGCCGUAUUCGAGUUUAGAAGGAACGAGAUUUGCCUUCGAAGAAGAUACAACAGCGUCCCCUAUGAGCGGCAGUUCGGCUCGUGCCAGAGACGGUGACUCGCCAGCCGCGCGUUUCCGAUUCGAUUCUGACUCGAUCUCACCUCGCUCCAUGUUUGAGGACGACUUUACGUUGCCCCACGUGCCCCAUAUUCGUCCUCGCACUGCAUCUAUCGCUGAAGAGGAGGAAGGGGACAUUCCCCCUCUUAGAACCAAACCGCCCCCCCAUAAAGACAUUAAAAAGUCAGAUUCCGUCAAUAUUUUCACACGCGAGAUCGACCCGUUUGAGAAUGACGCGUUUUUCGCGUGCACUGGGUCAGAUAAAGUCGCAAAAAGGGAGAAUUGGCCUGGGGACUUUGUCGCGUUCGAAGAUAUAUGA